Molecule: messenger RNA, 3386 nt
Organism: Oncorhynchus nerka (sockeye salmon)
Lineage: Eukaryota; Metazoa; Chordata; Actinopteri; Salmoniformes; Salmonidae
Product: ras-related protein Rap-2b-like
Exons: 1
Coding region: 310-858 (182 amino acids)
Biological process (GO): Rap protein signal transduction; negative regulation of cell migration
Cellular component (GO): plasma membrane
Molecular function (GO): GTPase activity; GDP binding; GTP binding
Source: RefSeq, a predicted model, not a curated record
GUUAGUUGUCUUGCGUUGAGAAACUGUGUGCAGGAAACGCCAGCCAUAGAAGAGAUCACGCUUUUUAACACGGUGGCACGGUACAAACAACGGAAAAUGUGCAACGCGUUAUAUUAUUAAUGUUCGGAAACGGCCGCUCUCUUCGGAUUCUUACCAGGACCUUCGGAGACGACCCUCGAAAGCGUUUCCGCCGAGGGAUUUGACAACUCCCACCCUCGAAAGAGCUGCCUUUCUGCGGUCUGAAAACAUCGGGUCGGCCAGCGGGUGGGUAGAGGAUUCGUGGAGAGGGGCUGUCUGUUUUCCGAAGCCAUGAGGGAGUAUAAAGUGGUCGUGUUGGGCUCGGGCGGCGUGGGUAAAUCUGCAUUGACUGUCCAGUUUGUGACGGGAUCCUUCAUUGAGAAAUACGACCCCACAAUAGAGGAUUUUUACCGAAAGGAGAUCGAGGUGGACUCGUCUCCCUCUGUUCUGGAGAUACUGGACACGGCGGGGACCGAACAGUUCGCCUCCAUGCGAGACCUGUACAUCAAAAACGGGCAGGGGUUUAUUUUGGUCUACAGUCUGGUCAACCAGCAGAGCUUCCAAGACAUCAAGGCGUUGAGGGAUCAAAUCAUCCGAGUGAAAAGAUACGAGCGAGUGCCCAUGGUAUUGGUUGGAAAUAAAGUGGACUUGGAAGGCGAGAGAGAGGUCUCUUCCGGGGAAGGCAAGGUGCUGGCUCAGGAGUGGAAUUGCCCGUUUAUGGAAACUUCUGCCAAAAAUAAAGGCUUGGUCGACGAAUUGUUCGCAGAAAUCGUGAGACAGAUGAACUAUUCCUCUUUACCCAGCGGUGGAGAUCGCUGUUGUUCUUGUGUUCUUUUCUAAGAAAACAUCUUUAAGUUUGCAACUGUGAUUGUUAUCUAGCUAAGUAAAACUCAUUAAAAAAACAAGGCCUGUUUUGAUAACCUGUUGAUAACAAAAUUAUACGGCCUCUUUUUGAUAAUGCGACCGUCAGUAUUAUUGGACAGUUAUUUGCACACAACAAUCGACGAUGACAACAAUUUAUAUUGAAAUAGCCUAAAAAGUGUUUACAUGACAAAGUACUUGAAUGUUUGAGAUUUAAAAAAAAAAAUAUCACACAGCUUUGUAAUUGACACUUUUUCUGGAAACGUGCCUAACUGGGAAUGUCUUAUUGUAAAACCUAAGAGACGCUUUUUGUUCUGGAACUUUGGUGGGGUUUGAUUACUGUUGAGUUGUACUUUUUCAUGGUUUCUGGGCGGGUCCUUCUGGCCUGGAGAGGGAUUAGAGGAUUAGUCCCUUUGGUGAACAGGGAUUGGUCACUUUUUGUGUGGAUUCUGAUGGGCUCAAGGACCCCCCUUCCUCCUCCAUGCAAAAGCUCAUGUUUGGAUUUUUAGUGUCAAAUAAACCCCAAACUCUGUGAAUAUGCACUGGUCACUGGAACUAGUUUAAACCUGAGCAACUAAUUUAAAAUGACUAAACAUAACACAUAGUCUAAACAUCAAGAAAUUGUGUUUUACCUGCAGAAAAAGUCCUACCAAGAUGUGUUGUCAGGCCAUGCAUGGAGUGUUGUGGGUUGCUGUUUUUUGUGUUUUUUCUUCAGGAUUUGGUAACGUUGGAUUUAACUUCCCCUGCCCAUCUCACUCUUCAAUGUGCACAAACAAGGUCCUUACUGAUGUGACAUGGGGGGGGAACAGAACCCCAUGUCAAGUGCCUUCCUAAGAAAUACACCUGUGUCUGUAUGUGCCAAACAAGGAGCCCUACAAUCACAACAGUACUUUACCGUUUAAUUUUCAUUUCAGUUGGGCUCAUAGUGAAAGAGGCUUACUUCCGGGUUGUUCCGUUUGAUUUCAAUCACUUUUUGACCUCACUCCUUUUUGAUUAGAACUCAAUUUUACGUGCACAUUUGCCCAUGGAAGAGGUGGUCAGAAAGUGACAUUUUGGAACUGAAAGCCAAAAGAUUCAGGAGAUAGAGGUGCUCAAAGUUGACCAGUUUAGCAUAACCCAACAUACCAUCAGACAUCAUUUCUUCAUCACUGGGAAAUACAAAUGGUUGAGUUUGAUGUAAUUUAAAAGCUUAACAGGCUUGUCAAACUAUUAAAAAAACUAAAACAUUUUAAUGUCAAUUAUCUAAAACUUGUAAACUCCAAUUUACAUAUUCUGAGGUAUAUGUGUUGUGCCCGCCAUCAGUUGAGACACAGCAUACUCUUAAAUACAGGUUGGGUGCCAUUUGAAUCUUUAGAAAUAGUUCCAUUCUGUGAAUUAUAUCCAUUCAGACCAGUGGAAUUUAGCUGGUGGUACACCAUUGAAAUGAACAUUUUUACUUUCACAAAGAUGGCCACCGGUCCACUCACCGUUGAAUGUCAACUUAAAUGGGAAUGUCUAUUAUGUAUAUUUCUAUGAUUUCAAUAGGUGUCACAUGGACUAUUGACAGUGUAAUUUCAAACAACUGAUAUUCUAAUUCAUGUCAACAUUUUUUGAUAUGUGGACAAAUCAUCUUUGUGGUACCAUUUGAAAGCUGAAAUUUCUGUUAUUCCCAUUUUAAUAUAUUUAGCCAAAACAUAACACCCACCCUGUAUUCAAGAGCAUGCUGUGUCUCAACCAAUGGCAGGCACAAUACAAACACCUCACAUUAUGUAAAAUAGGGUCUAUGCUAGUACAAAGGACACUGCCCUGUGUAGGGUGCCGUCUUUCGGAUGGGACGUUAAACGGGUGUCCUGACUCUGAGGUCAUUAAAGAUCCCAUGGCACUUAUCGUAAGAGGAGGGGUGUUAACUCCGGUGUCCUGGCUAAAAUUAAUAAUCUGGCCCUCAAACCAUCACGGUCACUUAAUAAUCCCCAGUUUACAAUUGGCUCAUUCAUAAAAUAAAUAAAAUAUUUUUAAAAAUGCGAAAAAUGAAAAAGUUGAAGUUGAUGUGUUUUUAGAUAAUUGAAGUUCAAAUAUUUUUUUUGAAAGACAGAAAUGAUUAAAUAGUUUGACAACGCUGUUUGUAAGAUUUAAAAUGUUGUUAAACCCAGCUGUUUAUAUUUUCCAGUGAUGAAGACAUGUUCAAAUCAAAAAGGUGUACAGUCAAAAAGUGAUUUGAAAUAAAAUGUAAUGGCCCUUUUUGUCUUUUUCAAUGAGGAAGUUGAGGUGUAGAUGGAAUAACAGUUAUUUCAGUGCAAAGUUUGAGCUCUGUUUUCCCCACUGGUAUUCCUUCACUGAGAGUAUGAGCCCAAACAGCUUUAUGUUGUGGGUUCAGCAAAAAGUAAGCCAUGUUUGUUUUUAUCUUACAAAUAGUUUCUUUCUGAAAUGUGAAUUCCUGAUUUCAAUUGUUAUUUUGACCCCAGACAAGCCUUUUACCACCCACUUGUCUGGGUUGAACAACUUUUAAUACAAAAGGCAUUUUAUGUAAA